AUGAUUAGACCAAACGGUGCUAGAUCGAAAACUGGAUGCAAGACGUGUCGGAUCCGAAGAGUCAAGUGUGACGAAGCACGACCCGUCUGCAACCGAUGCUCAUCGACGGGCAGAAAAUGCGACGGAUACGUGGUCUGUUCGGCCGGACACGCGAAGCGUCCAUUGAUUCCGAGGGCAUACUCGUCCCCGGCCCCGUGCGCGGCGGUGGGCUGUUUCCCCCGUCUCAGCCAUGCCGAGGCUCAGGGUUUUGUCUACUUCCGUGACCAUACGAGUCGGGAAGCGACGGGAUGGUUUGUCUCUGCGAUCUGGAAACAGAUGAUUCUGCCUAUGGCUCAUCGAGAGGCCGCGGUGAUGCAUGCAGCGGUUGGCGUGGGAGCCAUGCAUCGCAGCACGCGCGGCCAGAGUCCGUCGCUACGCUUACCGGCUUGCAUGGAGUCGCAUCACAGCUUUGCCCUGUCACAGUAUGUCAAAGCAAUCCGUCAGCUGCGCGAGCGACUCGAUCGGUUUGAGCACGACCGGCAGAAUCCCGAAAUCGCGCUGGUAGCCUGUCUCCUGUUCGUAUGUCUGGAGAUGCUGCAGGGGAACCGACUAGGGGUGUUAUUGCAUCUGCAGAAUGGUCUACGUGUUCUGGCCAGCAUCCCCAGCCAAGUUCGCCGAGUCAGUAACGGAGAGCACCGGUGCCUCCUCGUCACCCGAGAACGACCGACGGGGGUGGAGCAGAUUACGGAAAUCUUAGUGCGACUAGACGUGGAUUCCACUGCGUUCGGCGAGCGAGCCCCGGCCUACCGAAUAGCUUCAGCCCUGGACGCUCUCGGACCGGAGCGCCCCUUGCCCCCCAAGUUCAUCGACCUCGUCGAAGCUCGACACUUUAUAGAUUGCCUCACCAGCACGGCCCACCAUAUCCGUGGGGACCUGCUGGCCCUCAGUAGGGAAUUCUGUCGCGAUCCUCCACGCGACGCAGCCUGGCGGUGUUGCAUGGAAUUUGCUAGUAUUAGGAUGGUCCGCCAAUCCCAGCAUGCAGCCUUGUUUGCCAAUAUGAAGACCCUCGAAAAGAAUUUGGCCCAUUGGCUGGCUUCCUUCCAGCAUCUGACACCGAAUAGCCCCGAAGACGCUCAGUCUAGCAUGUUUCUGGAAAUUCGAUUCCAUUCCGUCUUUCUUCAGCUUACCACCUGUCACAACGACCGCGAAACCUAUUGCGACCAAUUUGCUCCCACAUUUCAUCGCAUCGUCGAUCUCUGUAGCUUGUUGAUCGGCGAUGCAGUCCAUUCAACGGGACCCACCUUUGUGGUUGACUCCGGUCUGAUUCCAUCUCUCUAUCUCACGGCGAUCAAGUGUCGCCGGUCCGAGAUCCGACGGCGAGCUAUCUCGUUACUCUCACGGUAUCCAUGCCAAGAAGGCAUGUGGGAGCCUGCCCUGAUGGGGCAUUUUGUGCACGAGGUCAGCCGGCUGGAGGAAGUAGCAGCGAGAUCUGCGACCAGGCAGGAGCAUUCGACCAGGCUGACAUUUGAGGACGUGCCCGAAGCCGCUCGAUUCUGCGUCGUCAUUAUGGCGGUGACAGAGCGAGUGGGCGAGGGAAGACUUGUCUGUGCACGAUAUAUGCACGAGACGACGGGGGAACUGGAGAUCACCGAGCAUUUGAUCCCGAUCGCCUUGACGGAGUGA
This is a messenger RNA of Aspergillus affinis, 1662 nucleotides long. RefSeq names its product Zn(II)2Cys6 transcription factor. Gene Ontology annotation, molecular function: DNA-binding transcription factor activity, RNA polymerase II-specific; zinc ion binding. The coding region runs from base 1 to 1662 and encodes 553 amino acids. Gene Ontology annotation, biological process: regulation of DNA-templated transcription. Lineage: Eukaryota; Fungi; Ascomycota; Eurotiomycetes; Eurotiales; Aspergillaceae. The transcript has 2 exons. The record is from RefSeq and is a predicted model, not a curated record.